AAUGCUACUCAUUAUAUAUGGUAAGCUGAACUUCUUCGUCUUUAUCCUGGAAAAAAAGCGCUGAACUUCUUCGUCUUUAUCCUGGAAAAACAGCGCUGAACUUCUUUAUCUCCACACCACUCCCAUGACAACCGUCUCAAAUUUUCUUGGAAAUUUCGGCACCGAUUUUUCUGCAGCCAUAUUAUUCACCCUCUGCGCCAUCUUUGCCGUCCUUUGGUAUACGUGGGCGUAUGUCAACUCCAAGAAAGGGAGCUUGCCACUGCCACCAGGCCCUCCAGGCCUCCCUUUCAUCGGCAACCUCGCCUCGCUUGACCCGGAUCUUCACUCAUACUUUGCAUCCUUGGCCCGUACUUACGGGCCAAUCUUGAAGCUUCGCCUCGGAUACAAGCUUGGAAUCGUGGUCAACUCCCCAUCUCUGGCCCGAGAAGUUCUCAAAGACCAGGACAUAACCUUUGCUAAUCGAGAUGUCCCGGAUGUGGCCCGAUCUGCCGCUUACGGUGGUUCCGAUAUCGUUUGGACUCCAUAUGGGCCAGAGUGGAGGAUGCUGCGAAAGGUGUGUGUUCUCAAAAUGCUUAGCAACACUACCUUGGACUCCGUUUACACCCUUCGCCGCCAUGAGGUCCGACAAACCGUGAGUUACCUUUAUAGUAAGGCUGGGUCACCCGUGAACUUUGGAGAGCAAGUCUUUUUAACUAUACUAAACGUGAUAACCAAUAUGUUGUGGGGAGGCACGGUACAAGGGAAGGAGAGGGCUGGCCUAGGAGCAGAGUUUAGGGAAGUGGUUGCGGACAUGACUGAGUUAUUGGGCAAGCCCAAUGUUUCGGAUUUUUUUCCGGGUUUGGGGCGGUUUGAUUUGCAAGGCCUGCUGAAGAAGAUGGAUAGGUUGGCGAAGCAGUUUGAUGGCAUAUUUGAGAAGAUGAUUGAUAAAAGGGUGAAGAUGGACGGAGAUGGCAGGGAUAGUGGCAAAGAUUGUAAAGACUUCUUGCAGUUCUUGUUGCAGGUGAAGGACGAGGGAGAUACCAAGACACCGCUUACCAUGACCCACCUCAAAGCGUUGCUCAUGGAUAUGAUUGUGGGUGGUACAGACACAUCCUCAAACUCAAUUGAGUUUGCCAUGGCAGAAAUAAUGAACAAGCCAGAAGUGAUGAAAAAAGCUCAGCAAGAAUUGGAUGCAGUACUUGGAAAGAACAACACAGUAGAAGAGUCUCACAUAGACCAAUUGCCUUAUCUAUGUGCCAUCAUGAAAGAGUCAUUGCGGCUGCACCCUGCACUCCCUCUGUUGGUCCCUCACUGUCCAAGUGAAACCUGCAUUGUGGGAGGCUACACUAUUCCUAAGGGUGCUCGAGUUUUCAUUAACGUGUGGGCGAUCCAUAGAGAUCCUUCAGCUUGGGAAAAUCCAUUGGAGUUUAGACCUGAGAGGUUUUUGGAUAGUCAAUGGGACUACAGUGGAAGUGACUUCAGUUAUUUCCCAUUUGGGUCUGGACGCAGAAUUUGUGCCGGGAUCGCAAUGGCUGAGAGGAUGUUUUUGUAUUCACUUGCUACCCUUCUCCACUCUUUUGAUUGGAAAUUGCCAGAAGGAAAAAAUAUGGAUCUUUCAGAGAAGUUUGGAAUUGUUUUGAAGUUGAAGAAUCCUCUGCUGGCCAUUCCAACACCAAGGUUAUCUGAUCCUGCACUCUAUGAAUAGGUCCUAAUUGCACAAAUAUUUAUAAAUUGUACGUCAAAUCAUAAGCCGUCCCAACCAAACAUGAAACUUUGUUGUUCAAAAAGGCCAAAAAAAAAAAAAAAAUCUCUCGAAGGCUUAUGAUGUAAUUUGCAUUAUUCUCUGCUUCUGUAUUUAUAUUGAGUGUUAAAUCCCAUCAGACUUGGUUGAAUUGGUAUCUUCAAUUUAUUUCAAUAGAUGUCCAUUGGUUUUUAAA
This is a messenger RNA of Hevea brasiliensis (rubber tree), 1916 nucleotides long. RefSeq names its product flavonoid 3'-monooxygenase CYP75B137. The transcript has 2 exons. Bases 125 to 1684 code for a protein of 519 amino acids. The record is from RefSeq and is a predicted model, not a curated record. Lineage: Eukaryota; Viridiplantae; Streptophyta; Magnoliopsida; Malpighiales; Euphorbiaceae. Gene Ontology annotation, molecular function: iron ion binding; oxidoreductase activity, acting on paired donors, with incorporation or reduction of molecular oxygen; monooxygenase activity.